AUGGCCACAGAGAAGCGUCCGAACUUUCUCGUCAUCGUCGCGGAUGACCUCGGAUACAGCGACAUUGGGUGCUAUGGAAGCGAGAUUCGCACUCCGAACCUUGAUAAGCUUGCCUCCGCGGGUGUACGCUUCACGGACUUCCAUGCCGCGGCUGCGUGCUCCCCGACGCGCGCGAUGUUGAUGACCGGGACUGAUCACCACAUCGCGGGACUGGGGAACCUGAUCGAGUGGACGAACAUCUCGGGGCAGAACGACCCUGAGGGCGUAUCGACGUCGCAGAAUACGGCACCGCAGCGUGGAAUGCCGGGCUACGAGGGCUACCUCAACGAGCGGGUCGCAACACUGCCCGAGGUGCUGCGCGACGGCGGCUACGAGACGCUGAUGGCGGGCAAGUGGCACCUCGGCCUGACGAAGGAGCGCUCCCCAAAGGCACGCGGCUUCGAGCGCUCGUUUGCGCACCUCCCCGCGUGCUCAAACCACUACGCGUUUGAGCCGCAGCUGGAGGGACAGGACGAGACGCCGGUAUUCAUGGAAGCGAGCUUCAUUGCGCUGCAUAUGGAGGACGGGGAGUAUGUGAGGAAGCUGCCGGAUGGGUGGUACUCGACGAUCGGCUACGGCGAGAAGAUGCUGCAGUAUUUGAAGGAUCGCGUCGAGCGGAAGGAGGAGCGACCUUUCUUCGCGUACUUGCCAUUCACGGCUACGCAUUGGCCGCUCCAGGCUCCGCAAGAAGAUAUCAAGAAGUACCGUGGCGUGUACGACGAUGGUCCCGACGCUCUGCGCCUGAAACGCCUCGAAGGUCUCAAGAAGCAAGGCCUGAUCGAGCCCGACGUCGAGCCGCACCCUGUCAUCGCGCCUGAGGUCAAGGAGUGGUCGGAUAUGACGCCGCAGGAGAAGGCUCUCUCUUCGCGGUCUAUGGAGGUGUUUGCUGGCAUGGUCGACAGGAUCGAUCAGGUCUGCGGCAAGAUCUUCGAUCAUCUGAAGGAGAUUGGCGAGUUUGAAAAUACCUUCAUCUGCUUCAUGAGCGACAAUGGCGCCGAGGGCGCUGCCUAUGAAGCCUACCCCAUUGUCAAGGGCCACAUGAUGGACCAUCUCGCGAAGUACUACAACAACAGCCUCGACAACCUCGGUAACUUCGACUCAUUCAUCUGGUACGGUCCUCGCUGGGCGCAAGCGUCCACCGCGCCCAGCAGACUCUUCAAGGCUUACACCACUGAGGGCGGCAUCCGCGUGCCAAUGGUCGCCAAGUGGCCAACGAGCACGCAGGCCGCCGCGCAGGCUUCGGGUAUCACGCACAACUUUGGCACCGUUAUGGACAUCGCACCUACGCUCAUUGAGAUGGCCGGGCUCAAGCACCCCGCGCCCUCCUACCAAGGCCGCGAAAUCGUGCACAUGCGCGGGAAGAGCAUGCUCCCGUGGGUGAAGGGCGCCGCGAAGGCGACGCACGAGCAGGACUUCAUCAACGGCUGGGAGACGUGCGGGCGCGCGGCGUGCCGCCAGGGCGACUGGAAGAUCGUCUUCAUCCCGAAGCCCAAGGGCCCCGAGCGCUGGCAGCUGUACAACCUGCGCGAGGACCCGGGCGAGAUCCACGACCUCGCGGAGGCGCGGCCCGAGAAGAUGCAGGAGCUGCUGAAGCUGUGGGACCAGUAUGUGCUGGAGACGGGGGUGAUCCCGCUCUGUCCGCAGCUGGGGGAGUAUCUGGAGGCGACGGAGGCGCAGAUGCCGGAGAAUGCGUGGAUGGAGUUUGACUAUUGGAAGCCGGGCGCGCGCGAUGCGCCAGAGGACCCGAAGUUCCGUCACUACCCGCCUCGUUUGACACGUCCACAGCGCGUGGUGAAGCAGAUCUAG
Messenger RNA from Schizophyllum commune H4-8, 1845 nucleotides. Its product is annotated as alkaline phosphatase-like protein. The transcript has 7 exons. NCBI's taxonomy places the organism in Eukaryota, Fungi, Basidiomycota, Agaricomycetes, Agaricales, Schizophyllaceae. Gene Ontology annotation, molecular function: arylsulfatase activity. Bases 1 to 1845 code for a protein of 614 amino acids. The record is from RefSeq and is a predicted model, not a curated record.